Molecule: messenger RNA, 258 nt
Organism: Parnassius apollo (apollo)
Lineage: Eukaryota; Metazoa; Arthropoda; Insecta; Lepidoptera; Papilionidae
Source: the annotation of a GenBank genome assembly
AUGAUAGACAAUAAGCACGCAGCUGUCGAUCAUCCUUUGGACCAACGGGAUAAGAAGGAUAUGCUACAACUAGUGGCUCUAUGUUUUGGUUCAGCAAUUGGUCUCGCUUACUGCUACGGUUGGUUCAACCCUAAGAAUUACCUGACAUCUAUCUUAACCCCAGAGAAAUUCACUGAAGACUGCCUGCUACCUUGUCAAUCCGAUAACAUACAAAAAUCGCUCGAACCUUGUCCAGAAUCGGAAACAUCGCAAAAGUAA